Messenger RNA from Diachasmimorpha longicaudata, 4588 nucleotides. Its product is annotated as ATP-binding cassette sub-family C member 4-like. The coding region runs from base 264 to 4364 and encodes 1366 amino acids. The transcript is spliced from 6 exons. Gene Ontology annotation, cellular component: membrane. Gene Ontology annotation, molecular function: ATP hydrolysis activity; ABC-type transporter activity; ATP binding. Gene Ontology annotation, biological process: transmembrane transport. The record is from RefSeq and is a predicted model, not a curated record. NCBI's taxonomy places the organism in Eukaryota, Metazoa, Arthropoda, Insecta, Hymenoptera, Braconidae.
GUUCAGUCUCCUCCGGGAUUCCGUGUCACCCGGUUCUCGUGGAUAAGUCAUACAAUCGUAACCCAAAAUCAGCGCAAUGUUUCUUCGAUAUCUGCGGGCAAUGAUUACGUGAUGGUGGAGGAUUAAUUAAUAAAUCAUCGUCGAAGCCACAGUGAUUCCAUUUCCGUGUAAGAGAGACUACAGUCGUAAACUAGGAGCAUCACUUGCUGAUAACUUUGAUCGAACUCAUGUUCACUUUGCACUGAUAGAGUGACAAGUAAUUGAUGGGAAUGUCUGUGCUAAAAAAUUCUAGUUAUGCGAAUCCUCGGGAAACUGCAAAUUUAUUUGGAGUUAUAUUCUGGACGUGGACUAUCAAGUUCUUCAAAUUGGGAUACAGCAAAAUUUUAACGAGGGAGGACCUCUAUAACGCACCGAAGGAUGACAAAUCAAAUUCAUUGGGAGACAGGAUAGACAAGUAUUGGGAAGGAGAAUGUGAGAAAGCAGCGAAGCAUCGUCGAUCACCGAGUCUCACAAAAGUAUUAUUCAAAUGUUUCUGGUGGGAGUUGGUUUUUCUCGGAAUACUGCAAACAAUAAACGAAUUCCUUCUACGAUUAGGAACACCAAUGUUGAUUGGCCAACUACUGCGCUAUUUCCGGGAAGAUAAAGGCAUCAGUUACGAUGAAACGUUGAUGUAUGCAGCUGGUGUCUGCUUAGCCACAGCAUUAUAUGCAAUAGCCGCGAAUCACUGGUUGUAUCAAGUUUAUCACAUUGGUGGAAGAAUUCGCAUUGCUGUUUGCUCACUGGUUUACCGGAAGGCACUGCGGCUGAAUGUCACGAGCUUGAGUGAGACAACACCAGGAAAGAUAGUUAAUCUUCUCGCUAACGAUGUCAAUAGAUUUGAUCUCAUACUUGUGUUCAUUCACUAUUUAUGGUCAGCUCCAUUGGCGUCUAUUAUUGUUGGAUAUUUCUUGUGGACUGAAGCUGGUUACAGCGGAUUGAUCGGCAUCGCGGUGAUAUCCAUCAUCGUACCAAUUCAAUCAUACACAGGCAGACUAUCAGCGAAAUACCGUCUCCAAACAACGGUGAAGACAGACGAACGUGUUCGUGUAAUGAAUGAAAUAAUCUCGGGUGUUCAAGUGAUUAAAAUGUACGCCUGGGAAAAGCCCUUCUGCGAAAAAAUAGCAUUCAUUCGAAAGCUCGAGCUCAAUAUAAUUCGCAAUAACGCUUGGAUCCACGGAGCUUUUAUGACCCUCUAUCUCUUCGUACCUCGCACAGCACUCUAUUGUACCCUAGUUGGAAUGAUUUUAUUUGGCCAACAACUGUCCACCGAAAAGGUAUUUGUCUUCUUCGCGUACUACUCGGUUCUUGCUGAAGUCAUGGGUUUCAUGUUUUCACGAGGUAUAUCCGAGAUUGCUCAGUGCAUCGUAACAGUGAAGAGACUUGAAAGUUUAUUGAUGACAAAGGAAUUUCGGACUCAUGUGCAGUGGUCAGCCAUGAAGAUGCUGACAUCGAAACGCAUUUCGAAGUUGGGUGUUGGGAAGGCGGAUGAGGACAUGUCUGUAGAGAGAUUUAUCCGCAAUGAUGGAGAAGCAGGAAACGCGAAGUAUGUACCUGAUACAAGAAAAAAUGUCUCUAUAAAACUAGUCAAUUUGACAGCCAAAUGGGAUGAUAAGGCAAUCGGUAAUUCAUUACAAGAUGUUGAUGCUACAAUCGAACGAGGAAAAGUUUACGUGGUGAUUGGUGCUGUUGGCGCUGGGAAAAGCUCCUUGAUAUCAGCGAUCCUCGGAGAAAUUUCAAUCAUUGAGGGUCAUGUAGAUGUCAAUGGAAGUAUCAGUUACGCAAGUCAAGAAGCUUGGAUAUUCGGAUCAACUGUACGCCAGAAUAUUCUGUUUGGGCAGUCAUAUGACCCUGAGAAAUAUCAGCAAGUCGUCAAAGUCUGUGCCUUGUUGAAUGACUUCAAACAAUUUCCCUUGGGAGAUGAAACAAUCCUAGGAGAGCGAGGUAGUUCACUGUCGGGAGGACAAAAAGCCAGAAUCAACCUGGCGAGAUCGGUUUAUCGAAAGUCAGAUAUCUAUAUUUUCGAUGAUCCCUUGAGCGCCGUCGACACCCAGGUUGGCAAAUAUCUCUUCGAAGAGUGUAUCGAGAAGUACUUACAAGGUACAACGCGAAUUCUGGUCACCCAUCAGCUGCAAUAUAUUAGUGGAUCCAAUGAGAUUUUAUUGGUGGAAAAUGGAAAGCUCGAGAAGUUUAAAAAUUACGAUGAAUUAUUGUCAGCGCGAUCGGAGUAUUCCACGCUCCUGGCAUGCAACUCCACCGCUGUACCUGACACUGACAGUCCGGAAAUUGCAGAAAGAAAAGCAUCGGUGCAUGUAGAAACUGCAGCUAGUCAGAUUCCAAAGAUACCUGCUGAUGAUUCCGCAGCGGAGGACGAUGAAAAUGGUAUGGAGAUCGCUAAUUCCCUGGAGAAGACAUCACGAGGCACCGUAGCAGGCUCGAUCUUCAUUAAUUACCUAAAAAGUGGCAACAGUUGGUUCCUAAUUAUGGCGGUUGCAUUUUGUCUCAUUGUAACCCAAGUCGCCGUUACUUCCUACGAUAUGUUCUUCCCAAAACUGGUGAGCGUUGAGGAAAAACGUUUCAACGACUACUUGAAAAUGAUAGACAGCAACACUUCAUUGACAGCAAAAGCAGAUGAAUAUGAUAUCGAACCUGCCUACACAGGAAUUUUCACGUACACCGGAAUCACCUUAUCAAUUUUUGUCUUCGGUAUGACACAAUCGAUACUCUUUUACGUGGUGUGUAUAAAAUCAAGUCAACGCUUGCAUGACAACGCUUUCAGCGCUCUGAUAAGAACUGGCAUGCAGUUCUUCAGUAUGAACCCAAGUGGGAGAAUUCUCAACAGAUUUUCAAAAGACAUCGAUGCCAUUGACGACCUCCUACCGAAGACCCUGCAGGAUGCUGCUAUUGCUAUGACUAUAACCUGCGGUGUUAUUGUCAUCACCUGCACCAUCAAUCCAAUCUUUCUCGCUCCAUUCGCUGUUAUCACGUACGCCCUUUAUUGGAUGGCCAAAAUUUACGUGAAGACUAGCAAAAAUCUCAAGAGACUCGAAGCUGUGAUGAAAGCCCCUGUUUUCACUCACCUAAACUUGACCAUGAAUGGUUUGAUGACAAUCAGAGCUUUUAGUGGUCAGGAACUGUUGUUGGGUGAAUUUGAUCGAUUCCAGGACGGCCAUACUUCUGCCUGGUUCAUGUUCAUGGCGACUAGUUCUGCUUUUGGUUUUUCACUCGAUGUAUUUUGCUUGAUCCUGACGAUCAUUGUGACGUUUGGUCUUUUGCUGGCCAGUGGAUACAGUGGGCCAGAGGUUGGCUUGGCAAUCACCUCGAUCACUUCGAUAACGAGUCUCUUGCAAUGGGGGGUUCGUCAGUAUGCAGAAGUACUCAAUCAGAUGAUGUCCGUUGAAAGAGUUCUCGAGUAUUCUUUACUGGUACCAGAAGACACUGCUGAUCAUGUUGAUUCUGCGAAGGGAGGAAAGAUACGAAAAGAGGCGAAACAAAAUGAGAAAUCAACAGUGUCGAAGCCGGUCAAUUGGCCGACGGAAGGAUCCAUUGUGUUCAAACAUGUCUUCAUGAGGUACAGCGAUGAUACGCCUGCUGUAUUAAAUGAUGUGGAUUUUGUAAUAGCACCACGUGAAAAGAUAGGAAUCGUUGGACGAACUGGAGCGGGAAAGUCAUCUAUGAUAUCAGCUCUUUUUCGAUUGACGAAGGUUGAAGGAGUCAUUGAGAUUGAUGGAAUUGAUACAGCGACUGUCACCUUGGAGGACUUGCGACGUCAUAUUGCUAUUAUUCCUCAAGAGCCUGUGCUAUUCUCGGGCACUCUGAGGAAGAAUCUUGAUCCUUUCAACGAGUUUAGCGAUCAUGCACUUUGGACUGCCCUGGAACAAGUCGAAUUGAAGGAGACAGUGGUGAAAGAAGCAAAUGGACUUGACAGCAAAGUGGUGGAUAAGGGCGGCAAUUUUAGUGUUGGGCAGAGGCAACUGGUUUGUCUUGCGAGGGCUAUUCUGAGAAAUAAUAAAAUCCUAGUGCUUGAUGAAGCUACUGCCAAUGUCGAUCCUCAUACAGACAUGUUGAUACAAAAAACUAUUAGAUCGAAAUUCAUGGCGUGUACAGUACUAACUAUUGCACAUAGGUUAAAUACAAUUAUGGAUAGUGAUAAAAUUAUUGUUAUGGAUAAUGGUCGUAUUGUGGAAUUUGAUCAUCCUUACGUGUUACUUAAAAAUCGACAUGGAAAGUUUUAUUCUUUUGUACAGAAAACUGGACAUGCGAUGAGCGAUAACUUAGCACAAAUAGCGAAACAAUCAUUUGAAGGAAUGGAUGUAAGAUAUGCAUAAAUGUCAUUAGAUUUACUGAUAAUAGGGUAGGACUUAAAUUGUAAAUUAUUUGAUGGAACCAUUGCAUGGCGAUUCUGACGCCACAUUAUGAAGGUUGCUAUGAAUAGGAUAAUAGGAUAAUUUUUCCAAUAUCAAUUUUUAAACCAAUGUUUCAUCGUUGUCGAUUGUACUGUUGUCAUUGUCUCAGAGUAAAAAGAUGAGAAAAUUUUAAAAAAUUUAAAGAA